Messenger RNA from Urocitellus parryii (Arctic ground squirrel), 2646 nucleotides. RefSeq names its product PHD finger protein 7 (gene Phf7). The record is from RefSeq and is a predicted model, not a curated record. NCBI's taxonomy places the organism in Eukaryota, Metazoa, Chordata, Mammalia, Rodentia, Sciuridae. Gene Ontology annotation, cellular component: nucleus.
GCGCUCGGAGACGGACGCGCAUGUGUGGAGGGGCGGGGCAGGCGCGUGGCCGUUAGCGCGCGGCCGUUAGCGGUCUCGCUCUGGCAACGGUCGGCGUCACGACCUUCUCGGUGGGCUACAGUCCGCGUGACCCAGCCCCUGUUUGCACGUUCGCCUCCUUUGCGGGGUGCAGUCACCGCGCGGGGCCGCCGCCCGUGAGGUAGCUAUCACGGCUUGUGACAACGAAUAAAGCUCCCGGACAGCGGCGCCCUCAGCGAUAGCUGGGUGGGCAGCCCCGGCCGGGAGCAGCGGCCGGUGAGUUAUCGUGAGGAGCGAGCAUCGGAGCCCACCUCCGGCCCGACCCCGCAUCAGCCGCCAGGCAGGCGCGACAUGAGCCUGGUCUGGCACCCGCGGGAUGGUCCUUGAGCCUCUUCUCCUGCAGUUACCUCCGGGGACGGUUGUGGCCACACCGACACGUAUUUUCCAAAUAAAUCAGUGUUUAUCUUGCGACGGCGGCGGGGCCGAACACGUUAAUUUAUUUUUCAUUUUCUCAGCAAGCAUUUGCCCAGCAUUUUUACAGUGAAACAACUUGGUAAGCGUUUGGAGGGAGCAACCGCCGGGUUAGGAAAUCACGGACUGAGCAGCUUGUGGAAGCCCGCAUUGGCCACGCCCCUCCUCUAAUAUUUUGAAGAUUGUUGCGUCUUGUAACUACCGGUGUGCACAGAAUCCUACCCAAGGAACGUCGUGGUCCAGCGAUGCAAACAACUGAAGUUUCAAGCCUGUCCAAGCGCUUUUGAUGAGUAAGAAGGCGACAAAUGUCAGCUUUUGCAACUGCAACUCAUGGGUUAGAAGAGGAGAUGGAGCAAGCACAAGGCGGGCAGGCUAGCCUUGGUCUUCUGAGCAGCUACUGCCUUAGAGUGGUAUUCAUGCAGAAUAGUUGAAAGUCCCCGGAGGGAUUCAUGAUCCCCUGCCUUGAUCCGAGGCCGUGGGUACUGGAAUGACCUAUUGGAAUGACUGGAGUGUGUCUCUGGAGUGACCUAAUUCACCCUGCUCUACUUCUAAGAAAUAUUAUCCUCCGACUAGACACAGUCCUUCCUUCACAGGGCUGGAAGAGCCUGUAUUGUCUUCAUAAUACUAUAGAAGAAUUCAAGAUAGGAGAGAGAGGCAGCAGCGAAUGAAGACUAUAAAAGAAAAGAAGAAGGAACGCCUAAGAUUGAGGAAAUCUGCCAGGACUAGGAAGGUAACCCAGAGGAAGCCAUCUUCAGGGCCUGUUUGCCGGCUAUGCUUUCGAGAACCUGGGGAUCCUGAAAAGUUAGGAGAAUUCCUUCAGAAAGACAAUCUCAGCGUGCAUUAUUUCUGUCUUAUUCUAUCUAGCAAGCUGCCUCAGAGGGGCCAAUCCAACAGAGGUUUCCAUGGAUUCCUGCCUGAAGACAUCAAAAAGGAGGCAGCCCGGGCUUCUAGGAAGAUCUGCUUUGUGUGCAAGAAAAAGGGAGCCGCUAUCAACUGCCAGAAGGAUCACUGCAUCCGAAACUUCCAUCUGCCUUGUGGCCAAGAAAGGGGUUGCCUUUCACAAUUUUUUGGAGAGUACAAAUCAUUUUGUGGAAAACAUCGGCCAACACAGAACAUCCAACAGGGGAAUGUGGGAGAGGAAAGCUGUGUCUUGUGUUGUGAAAACUUAUCCCAAGCCAUUGCUGAGAACAUCCAGAGCCCGUGUUGUAGUCAAGCUAUCUACCACCGCAAGUGCAUCCAGAAAUAUGCUCACACAUCAGCAAAACAUUUCUUCAAAUGUCCUCAGUGUAACAAUCGAGAAGAGUUUCCUCAAGAAAUGCUAAGAAUGGGAAUUCAUAUACCAGACAGAGAUGCUGCCUGGGAACUCGAGCCAGGGGCUUUCUCAGAGCUGUAUCAGCGCUAUCAGCAUUGUGAUGCCCCCAUCUGUCUGUAUGAACAAGGCAGAGACAGCUUUCAGGACGAAGGGAAGUGGCGCCUCAUUCUGUGUGCUACGUGUGGAUCCCACGGAACCCAUAGGGACUGCUCCUCUCUUAGAUCCAACAGCAAGAAAUGGGAGUGUGAUGAGUGUUCACCUUCUGCUUCAGCCAUAGACUACAGACCUGAAAACUCAAAUGAUAUUCCCUGCUGCAGCAGCACCUUCCACCCUCAGGAGCAUUUCUGCAGAGACACCAGCCUGGAAGAGAAUCCAGGGCCUUCUUGGACUGAUUGGCCAGGACCUUCCUUAGUAGAAAUUCCAGAGUCCUCUGGUGGCAGGAAGAACCACUCCUGGCAGUCCAAGGGUGUCAGAAUCACUAAGAGGUGCAAAAAGUCCAAGUAAAAACUUCUGAGUAGUURCUGCCAAGCACAAUUGGGUACGAAGCAGCACUCCUCCAUUGGAUUUGGGGGAGGGAGCACUUUGGGACUGUGAGCCAAGGAAAGGGGGCCAGCAGUGAGACUAGAGCCAAGGAAAGAAGUCCCAAGGGAGCAUAAGGAGCGCUCGGAGUCCAGAUGCCAACAGUCAAUCGUAUUUGUGGCUAUGAGAAUGCCUCUGCUCUUUUUUCCCCAAUUCUCUUUCUUCUCUUCUUCCACCAAGAUUCUUCCACCUUUAUAUGGUUUUCGUAUGCCUCUUCUUAACUUCACUCAAGUUUGUUAUUAUGCAAAUAAAGGUUUUUCUCUCCA